AAAAGCUCGAAAAUGAAUAGCGCAUAUUUUCUGGCAAUCUGUGCCAGCAUUUUGCUGCUCCAACUAGAGAUGGCAGCAACGAGAGCCACUGAAAGUGGACCCAGCGAGGCCCUUCAACAGUCGGCCAGGUCAAUGGGAUUGGACGAAGUGGGUUUGCGUGAAUUGUGGCGCAGCAGACAGCCUCUGGUUAUCAGGAACCAGAGUCCAACGGGAGAGCUGAUCACGGUGACCUACAAUCUGAGUGUGGAUGGCACUUCCAAUUCGAGGCGCAAGGUCACAGAGGGUACACUUCCUGCCAGGCUGGAGGAUAAUAGCCACGCGAAGCCACAAGAAGACGUGGACUACGUGUCUGACAGUGGACCCAGCGAGGCCCUUCGACAGUCGGCCAGGUCAAUGGGAUUGGACGAAGUGGGUUUGCGUGAAUUGUGGCGCAGCAGACAGCCGCUGGUUAUCAGGAGCCAGAGUCCAACGGGAGAUCUGAUCACGGUGACCUACAAUCUCAGUACGGAUGGCACUUCCCUUUCGAGGCGCAAGGUCACAGAGGGUACACUUCCUGCCAGGCUGGAGGAUAAUAGCCACGCGAAGCCACAAGAAGACGUGGAAUACAUGCCUGAAAGUGGACCCAGCGAGUCCCUUCGAGAGUCGGCCAGGUCGUUGGGAUUGGACUAAGUGGGUUUGCGUGAAUUGUGGCGCAGCAGACAGCCGCUGGUUAUCAGGAGCCUGAGUCCAACGGGAGAUCUGAUCACGGUGACCUACAAUCUCAGUCCGGAUGGCACUUCCCUUUCGAGGCUCUAGAUCAUAUUGGUUUUAG
Molecule: messenger RNA, 811 nt
Organism: Drosophila ficusphila
Lineage: Eukaryota; Metazoa; Arthropoda; Insecta; Diptera; Drosophilidae
Exons: 2
Coding region: 13-669 (218 amino acids)
Source: RefSeq, a predicted model, not a curated record